Exophiala viscosa is the source of this 1066-nucleotide messenger RNA. RefSeq lists its product as uncharacterized. The record is from RefSeq and is a predicted model, not a curated record. The coding region runs from base 192 to 1052 and encodes 286 amino acids. The transcript has 2 exons. Lineage: Eukaryota; Fungi; Ascomycota; Eurotiomycetes; Chaetothyriales; Herpotrichiellaceae.
UAGGUGAGGCCAUCCGUACCCUGCCCCAGACACCGGUUGCACUAAAAGUUACACUCAAUAUGUCUGGGAGUACAAAGCUCCCGCCUCAGCCCCCUCUCCACCUAGCACCGUACUUACUUUAGGACUGUUGAUCUUGGGUUUCCUUCUCUGCCUCAACCUAUACCGCUCUUUCUGUCAGGUUUGGAUCCAAAAUGUCGAGUCUCUCGCUCAGCAGCAGGUGCGCGUUGAUUCUCCUCGCUUUCUUGCGGGUUGUGAGCGCACAGGUGGUACAGGAUGACUGGCUGAAACCAGCUCUGCCAGACUUCAGCACCACCAUCACUUUGGGAAGCACGUUCAGGAUUCAAUGGGACGCCAACCUCGUCAGCUGGUUCUCCCAGUAUGCACCGGAGGCUAAUUCUUCCGACUGCGCUCUCUGGGUCACUGGAAGCCAGUCCAACACAUCCUAUCAAAACCUGAUCGUUAACAACAUCAACGUCUCGUCGACGCUGUACGUGGACUGGGUCGUGAACACACCGUCUUCACAGCUCUCAGAGACCACCGAAUACACUUUCCGUUUUCUGCCUUUGGGCGCCUCUUACACCGACAACUCGGCCAGCCAAAUCUCAAGUCCUCAGGUCAUAAUGCAACUGGGCUCCAGCGCGGCCACGACAAGUAGCGCAACGACAUCCUCCAGCACGACUGCAUCGUCAACGACCACCAGCCAGACAACCAGCGCCACUAGCGCCUCCGCAACGAGUUCGGCUUCUUCGACCUCAACUUCCACACCCAUGGUCUCCAAGUCAUCUGGUCUGUCCGGAGGCGCCAUAGCCGGUAUCGUGGUCGGUGUUGUCGGUGGUCUCGCACUUCUUGGCCUUGCUGCAUUGCUGCUCCGGAGACGCAACCGCCGUGGCCGAGCGACGACACGCCACGAGGUGCCGGCGACCGAACCAGUCCACAGUCCGGGUCGCAGCCCUGCUCCGGCCUACACAAUGUCCGAAAUGGACAAUACAAAUUCCUACGCCAAGCAAUCUUCCUAUACACAUCCUUCUGAGCUCGACAGUAAUCCUCGGUGACCUUUAUUGAAGAG